Osmia lignaria (orchard mason bee) is the source of this 2746-nucleotide messenger RNA. Lineage: Eukaryota; Metazoa; Arthropoda; Insecta; Hymenoptera; Megachilidae. The record is from RefSeq and is a predicted model, not a curated record.
AUGAAUUCUGAAGAAGGUACAAGUAAUAACCAAAACAAAACUGAAGCAAGAGUAGAAGGAAAUUUAAAGAAAAAUGGUAAUCAAUCAAUUGAUCAAACAACCAAAUCAUCUAAAGUUACACUGCUUGAAAGCAAAUUAUGUGGAAAUCAACUUAAGUUAAAUAAUAAACUAGAUGAGAAUAGUGCCAAGAAUCAUUUGUCUUCUAAGGCUUCAGUUGCAUUUGCUAAUGGUACAAAAUCCAUUCAAGCUAGCACAUGCAAUUUCACUAAUUCUAUGGACCAAGAUAGAAAUGAUGGCAUGUUGAACAUGAGUGUACCUUCCAUGUUUUUGAAUACUAAUAAUAUCAAGCCUCAAACUGUGAACAAUACUGUUACAAGUCAAUUGAAGCAUAAGACUGUAUUAAAUACCAGCGCUUUAAAUUUGCCUAAACCUCAGAUGCACUUAAAUUUAUCUUCCAAUCAAAUCAACAAUACCCAUACAAAUCAUGCUUGUUCUUAUAAUGCUGGCACUGCGUCAAAUCCUGUUUUACAUUUAAACAAUUCAGCACUAGCUUCUUCUUCGAUGCAACCAAAUUUAUCAGGAAUUAAACCAAAUGAAGAUAUUGAUAUGAAAAAUAAUGUAGAUUAUAUUUCUGGAAUUGAGAAGUGUCCGUCAAAAGUGUCGUGCAGUUCAGAUUCAAGUCCUGAAAUGGAUGGUGCCUGGGCAUCAAAAUCCUAUGGAUCUAAGUGUGUAUUAAACAAUAUAGGAGGUAGUAUAGGUUCCACAAGUCAAGGAACAUGUUGUUUCUUAAGACCUAAUAUUAAUGGUAAUAGAGAAGUAGCAGGACCAAGUGGAUUGCAAAAAAGUAUUCAAAAAGAACCAAGCGAAAGGAGGGAUUCAAGUUCUGGAAAUGAGGGUGAUAUGUCAGAUGGAGAAGAUUAUUGUAUUUAUACAUACAAAGGAAAUGACGACGUGAUUCAUUUAGCUCAAAAGGAAGAAGUAAAUCAGAGACAAGUAGAAGAACACGAAGAAGAAGGACAAUAUCAUAGCGGUAGAUCAAGUCCAGAGAUGGACUUUUUAGAAAUGGAUUUUGAUCCUGGGCCUUCUUGCGAACAGGAUACAGGAGAUAGCGAUUUGGCCUCUAUAAAUGAAGACAUACAGAAUAUAGCACUAGAUAAUGUAGAUCCAGAUCCAGUAUUAAAUGACUUAAGUAGUGGUAAAGUUGUGUCUAGACAAGGAAUUGCAACUACGUCACAAAAUCCUAAACAAAGUGUACAAAAUGUGAAUAAUACAGGACCCCAGCAAUGUUCUAGUAGCCAACCUGCACCAGAACCAAGUAUAAAACCAAGUUAUCCUUCAUCAUGGAUGCCAAGCACGAGUGGUGCUACUGGAAAAUGGGAAACUCUUGGCAUGCAUCGUAAUACAGGAUGCCCCUUACGAGAAUCUUACGGAUAUCAUAAUACGAGCGGAGAUCUUAUUUCACCCGGUGACAAUAGAGAUUCCGAUUCAGAACUUUGGGCUGAAUCUUCAGCAGCUUCUGUUCCAGAAAAUUCAAAUUUAAAUUCUAGGAGAGUGAAUCUCAGUUCAACUCUUUAUCACCGCAUGAUGGCAAAGAAAUUGAUGCUCAAUAAACAAGCUGCAUUUAAUCAGAGCGGUGACUCGAAUCUAGAAAACGAACUGUCUAAUGAAAGAUUAGAUGGCCUUUUACCAGUUGAAAAAGUUAUGCUAUGGAGUGAACAAGAAGCUACAGUGAAGCAAGUAACACAAAUUGGAACUUCCGCUUGUGGUGCUACUUCCGCAAUAAACGCUUUACUGGCUUUAAACGUAUCAUUUUCAUUGGAAACGCUAGUAAAAAGUGUAAACACUAGACAAAGAGAACCAGGCACACCAUUACCGCGAUAUUUAUAUAGCCGAUCGGUGGCAGGAUCGACACACAGAGAUUUGGCUCGUGGUAUCGCUGCAAGUGCGAAUGGUACAGUUAUAACAAAGUUCUUUGCAUUUUAUCCGGAAAGGAAAAUUUCUCUGUCUCAUUGGUUACAUUAUUGGAUAUCAAGAGGUGCUGCACCUAUAGCAACGUUAAAUUUACAACAUUGUGGAGAAGGGUGUGAUAUUCCGGAUGCUUGGCAUCACCAAAUGAUAUUUGGUGUAGGACAAGCAGGAAUAUAUUUAACUAAUCCAUUAGAAUGUUUACCCGAACAGUACGUUUGGCAUCAACUUGUAAGUCCCAGUAUUUUAUUAGUACGAAGAGCUGAUGUUUUAGCUCACUGGAAUCCUAAUACAGACCUAACACCACUCGCUACUAUGGAUCAUAAGUGGCGAAAGCUCAACGUUCUCGGGCAAGUUGUAAAUAUGGUACGCGAAGCAAUGUCCCAGAGGCGACAAGCAAAUAGUGUAACUAAUGGUGCAACUCACAUUCGUAUUCCUGCGUCCUAUCAAGCAGGAAUUACAUUAGUUAUGUGUGCAGAUUCUGCUGCUGCUUCCGAGUUGUUAAAUGCUGAACAAUUACCAUUACUCUAGUCUUGUUGAUCAAAAUUAAUAAAAUCCAGGCUGCCCCCUUUUUUAUUUGUAAUAAAUUUAAUUAGCAGGCUGGUCCGCACAAUGUUAUUUACAAUAGUUCGUUUACUAUGCAAAACAAUUAGGGUCAGAAUUGAAAUGAUUUACAUUUUUAACACGAAAUACGUUUGUAUUCAAAGAGAAUAUUAACAAUUAAAAUAUAUUUCAAUAGAAUAUUUCCGUUUUAUAUGCAGUUAUAUUUAUAAAUCCAUAU